CUGAUCCCCCCAUGUGGAGGCAACAGCCAGGUUGCAUUUGGGCAGAAUGUUAAACAGGCUGAAAACUGAACCAGCAAAAGAAGUCCCGAUUCCAGCCUGUCAUUCUGUGUGUAAAUCACUGUGUUUGAAGAGACAGAGAGAGCAGAAUGUGUGAAGGGCCAUCCAAGAUUUCUGGGCCCAUUCCUCCAGACCCUACACUCUUUCCAAACUGCUAUAGACGCCCUUUUUCAGCUCGAGGGAGGCUGGAAGGAAAUGCUCAGAAACUGGAUUUUAACUCUGCCCCCCUGGACCUACCUCCCAACUCACAUCAUGCUUUGAGCAGUGCCCGCCAGCUCCAGCCAGCCCCUCGCAUUCGGCCCAGCGGAAAGGACUUUCUGGAGAGGGGACAGAAGGGGACGCUCAGUCUCCUGCUGCAGCUCGAGGGGCUCUCUCUUGGUGGGGGGCUCCCAGUGAAGAGGAAAGAGUCCAAGGACCACGAGAAGGAAAAUGUGAGGAGAAUAAAGGAGAUUCAGAAGAAGUGCAAAGAGAAGGAGCGAGCCCGGGAGCACAGCCAGCCCAAGCCUGUGAAAGCUCUGUGGAAAUCCCAGAAAUAUGAGAAUGUGGAGUCAAAGGUGAAGGCCAGACUGCAGGAGAGCUCCCCGCCUCCAAAUCCAGAGACUUUGAAGUUCCUGAGGGCAUAUUCUCGCUGUGGCCCUGGGAUCAAGCCAUGCAGACCACUUUCCCCAAACCCUGCCAGAAUGAAAGCAGGUGCAGGCACAGAGGCUCCAGAGGCACUAGGUGCUGAAACCAAGAUCCAGGUGGAGGGCAGUAGCAUUGACUUCAUUAAGCACAACGCCCGCAAUGCCAAGCGGGCCCCGCUGCGGCGCUCCCAGUCCCUGCAGGCGAUGGCUGAGCUGCUGGAACAGAGGCACCGGGAGCAGGAGGAGUACAACACCAAGCAAAAGGGCCACGUCCCCCAGUACCUGCUGGAGAGGAAGGAGCUGUGGCGCAGACAGAUGGAGGAGCAGCUGCGAAGCCUGCCAGACCCUGACACGCCACCUGGUCAUACCAUGAUGCCGGAGGGCCAGCGGCUGGAGAUGCUCAGCAAUCUGAAGCAGACCCAGGAGCAGUUGAUAAAGGACCUGGUGAUGCUGCCAAUGCGUGCGGACACCCUCAGCAUUCAGAAGAGGCGGGUAGAGCUUGAGAGGAAGCUCUCCCAGAUAGAGGAGGCCCUCAAAAUUUUUUCAAGGCCCAAGGUCUUCAUCAAGCUGGACUCCUGAGCUGUUGGGGCUGGGUGUGUUGUGCUGCUCUGCACAAGCAUCCUUCGUCCCUGGGAAGGGCUGAGAGUUUGGGAGGGAAGGAGAAGAACACAGGUUCAGGACUUUGGGCCCAUGGGGGUGCCCAUACCGUGUUGAAAUGCAGUUGGCACCUCUUGCUAUUGCUACCAGUGCUGUGUCUGAUCCAGGAAAAAGGGAGGGAGAUGAGCUAAUUUGCUCUGUUGUGCAGCAUGGAGCAACAGCUGCCUCUGUGCCGCUUGACUUCUCACAGAGAUCAGCUGUCUGCUCUGAAUCCAUGGCACAGAUCUCAUCACCUCUUACUUUCCCAUUUCUAUAAACUCACAGGAGGUCUCCCGUGCUGCUGCCUCUGCAGUUUCUUGUCCCUCUCUUCCUCCGAGGUCAUGGCUCAUUCUGGGCACUUGCAGACUUGGCUGCACACAGAGCAGAGCCUUGCACUGCGUGGCUGCUACGUGUGCCCUGGGCCUCUGCGCUGACCCAUCCCCAGCACGCAGCCCGUGCCUCUGCACCCUCUGACCUGCUGGAUGCUCACAGCAGCUCAACAGCAAAGAGGAACAGAACUCCAGUCCUCACCCAGGAAGAGCUGGCAGCAAGGGGAUCUGGUAGGGUGUCUGGAGAGGCUUUUGCUGUCUGUGGGGCAGGAUGUGCUCCAAUAAAGCAUUGUUUCCCUCC
Molecule: messenger RNA, 1946 nt
Organism: Oxyura jamaicensis (ruddy duck)
Lineage: Eukaryota; Metazoa; Chordata; Aves; Anseriformes; Anatidae
Gene: ENKD1
Product: enkurin domain containing 1
Exons: 9
Coding region: 147-1259 (370 amino acids)
Cellular component (GO): cytoplasmic microtubule
Source: RefSeq, a predicted model, not a curated record